GCGCGUCAUGUGACGGGGCCUCCGAGAAAACGCCAACAUGGAGCCGAGACGAGCAGCGCGCUGUCCCGGACAAUAACACGGAGAAAGAGCCGCGGGGAGCCGCGCUGACCGCGCAUCCGCCCGCGGGGAGCUGGGCCGGGCUCGGGCCGCAGUGGAAUCAGCUUGUGGCCUUUUGGUGAUCCAUUUUUCCCACACUUCCUCAACCGACCAUUAAAAAUUUUUUUUUAAACUGGAAAGCAACAAAUGGUCUCUAUAAGUGAUAAAGCAGUGACCACUGCUAAUGAUUCACUUGGGGACCAGGUGAUGGCCUCCUUGCCUUUCAUGGACGUUGGGGGCAGUGAAGGGAGCAGUUCGGCCUCCUGCUCCAGCCCGGAAAUGGGAGACGCUGGCACUUACCUUGGCUGCAGCACGGGGGAGGAAGAGGAGGAGGAAGAUUUUAACUCCGCGAUUGGCGGGGAGGAGGAUCUGGGAGCGGCACAGCUUCCCAGGCUGCCGGAUUUCAUCUCUCACGUUUCUAGCACCUUCUCUCCGACUCUUGAGGACAUCGAGGAGUUCCUGAUGGAGAAGAUGGAGCUGGUCCAAGAGGGUCAGAUGACCCCCGAGGAGCAGUCCGUGGAGGUUGUUUCUAAAGAGCAGCCAUCUUUUAAAAGUGAUCAGAGCAAUAAUAUUAAUACUGAAGCAGCUAAGUCUUCCACAGUGCCUCCUGCAGGCCAGAAUGAUAACGCUGCUGUUGCUGCUAGCUCCACUCCGGUGCUGGUUGGUGCUCCGCUGGUGCUGCAGAUCCAGCCUGUGCAGCUCAGCGAUCCCCUUCCCCAACCCAACCCCCAAGUUGGGCCAGCCAACGGGCUGCGGGUGGCACACCUGGUGCUGGGCGUCCAGGGCGGGCAGAACAUCACGCUGCUUUCACCACAGGUGCCCUCUGCAACCCUCCUGCCUAUCGUGGGUGAAGCAGGAGGCCAAGAUCCAAAGUACGUGAAGAUCGCCCCUUUUCCAAUCACAGUGCGGGCAGUCGGCAUAACGGGCACCAGCUUGGUCAAAGCCAUCCCUCCACGCCCACCCAGACCCUCCACAGAGACUCUGCGGGUGCACAAAUGCUCUCAUCCAGGGUGCGAGAAGAUGUACACCAAAAGCAGCCACCUGAAGGCCCACUUCCGCAGACACACGGGCGAGAAGCCAUAUUUGUGCAGCUGGCCGGACUGCGGCUGGAGGUUCUCGCGGUCUGAUGAAUUGUCCCGCCACCGUCGCUCUCACUCCGGAGUCAAGCCUUACGAGUGCACCAUGUGCGACAAGAAAUUCGCCAGGAGCGACCACUUAUCCAAACACACCAAGGUGCACAGGAGCCCGCGCACCAGCAGACUAAUCAGAACCAACUUCUGAAGCGCCAGGACCUCCUGACCCCACCCCUACCCACACUUACACACCAACUCACCCACCCACAGCAGACCUGGAGCUCGGAGGCUAACAGGCUAACUGGCUAACAAGCAGAGAGUUAGAAGAUCUAAACUGACUGCAGUCUUCCCUUACCUUUUUUCCCGCCUCCUUUUUUUUUUUCAUUUUAUAGUUUAUCCAGAUGUUUGCUUUUCUUGGUGCUACACUAAGCUAAGUCGAAUCUCAGGGAUGUGAUUGUUCAGCUCAAAGCAGAUUUCUGGUGAUCCGCUAGGCUCAGGCCCAGGCCCAGCUGAAGCUUAGCUAAUUGCUCCGUUCUCCGUUCAGCGGGGGUGAAAGUUGCGGGAGGUUUUGUUAUGGAAGCUAAUGUAGGUCAGCUGAGGUUUGAGAUUUGUUUUUGUAUUGACUUUUCACUUAAUUUCACAAAAAAGAAGAGAUUAGGAGGGUUUUGAAGGCAAUCCAAUGCAAAAUUAAAGAUUUGGAGAGAUUAAGUGCUACAUUUGGGUGCUAAAUGUCUGUAUUUUGCGAGUAUUCCCUUAAGUAAGUCUGUUCAGACGGGAAUAGUAUGUAUAGUAAGUAGUAUUAGUAGUUUAUUAUCAAGUCAAGUCUCAAGUUAAUGGUUUGGGCAGGAGGUAGCACAGACAUGAGCUGAAUUAAGGUUAAGCGAUUAUAGGGCGAUUAUAGUCUCAAGACUGCCGUAAAUAAUAAUAAAUAAAGACCAAUGUAGAAAAUAAUAAUAAUAAUAAUAAUAAUAAUAAUAAUAAUUAUUAAUAGACUAUCAUGUUGUUUCAUGGUGAAGCCAAGAUGAAGAUCCCCCGCCUUUUUAGAUUGUGGCAAUAUGCACUCAUAUAACGUGAGCUUUUAAUGCAAAAUAAUGCAAUUAAAAUGCAAAAAUAUCUCGACUGUCGUGGAAUAGUAUCAGUUUUAUAGCACUUAGUGUACUCUGCGGAGUACCGCCCUCUGAACAGUUCAAUCAAGACAAAGUCCAGUGUGAUUGUCGUUACACCUAUGUAUUACUCUACAUAUUAUUUACAUAUUCAUAUUCAUAUUUCUCUCAUUUUCUUUUUUUGUUUUGUACUGAAGUAGGAAGUACCUACGAAAAUGCUACUAAUCUGUAAAGGACGUUUUCUUGGCCCAAUCACAUCCCUGAUUGAACCAGAAGAUAUUCUCACGUUGAGUAUCUUCCAACUUUUCUCCUGUGCCUCGUUAAAUAUGUAUAUACAAUAUAAGUAUAUACACAUCUCUCUCUCACUCGGUCGAGAGAGGCUAUGCCAAACCAGAGCUCCCUUACAUACAUACAUACGUUUGUUAUCUCUGGGACUUUGGGUGAGUGACUUCACUAUGUUUAUGGACAAAGUUGCUCAUCAUCAUUAUCAUCAUCGUCGUCAUCAUCGUAUAAAUAUAUAUAUACGUAUAUACACGUACUGUAAUACAGACCUAUAAGCUAGGAGCAGUUUUGUUCUUUCUCCAUGUAAAGUAUCGUUUCCUUUGAAAAGAAAAGCUGCUUCCUUACAUUAUCAUAGUGUGCUUUUGCUUCUGAUCAAUGCAUUAACAAUGAAUACAUGGUGCACUUCACUCAAUAAGCUACGUUCAGGAGGACAGCCUACUGCCGUAAUGUCCUGAUUCAGAAGGGGGCAGCUGAUUGUUGAUUGUCUCGUCGAUAUGAAGCUAUGGGUCGCUGUGUGAAAGAGUAAUGAAUCAUCAGAGACUGUUACUCGCCAUCUCUUCUUUAUCCGGGUGACUGUCAGUGAGUUUUCUUCACUGGGGAGGGGAAACGGCUCAUUCAUUCAGAAAGUCACAGCGCUGGUUAAAGAAUGAAAGUUUAUCCAGCUGAAUGAUUUCUACACCUGUACUCCCUUUUUUUUUGUUUUGUUUUCUUUCUGGAAGUUUUCUGCCAUCUUGCCUUUAUGCUUUAUGUGUUUUUUGAAUAUGUAACUGGGCUCAUAUUCAUAAAGCUUCUCAGAGAGUAGGCGUACUGAUCUAGGAUUCGAUUUCUUGCUUAUUUGUUGCUUAUUAAGAGACGUCACAGUACAAAAUUCACCAUCAUAACCAACAAAAGUAUUUUGAAGAUUUUGAUUUUUGGAGGUGUAAAUAUGAAAAAAAGCACCCUGUGCAGCUAACUUUUUACUUUUUAUUUAUUCACCCAAAUUAGCAGAACCAGUUAACACCUUAGACCCUGCUUGUAGACAUGUUUUAUAUUAGGGCUGCACUAUAUAUCGUUUAAGCAUCAUCAUCACGAUGCACAGCUCUGUCUCUGUGUUUGUGUGAGUGCUGCUGCCUGAGAAGGGGGGAGGGGGGGUCAGGGGUAAACACGAGGUAACCGCAUGGUACUCAUUAUGAGGUUUUACUUCAACCAGAGUCCAUUUCAUACCAGUUAUCUCCUUUAACAAAAGGAGACCCAAAAUUGAACCCUGUGGGAUCAAUGAAUAGAUAAUAAAUAUAAGAUUCUAGGGGUUAACCCACCUACCCAACCACCCACUCACCAGGACAAUUUUAAGGCAAUUCACGGCACAUUAAUGCAGUAGGAUGAUAAUAAUUUAAUGCAGUGUCUGGCUGUGUCUUGUAUCUCUAAACAACUGUCAAAAAAAAAUGGCAGAAAAUCUUUUGGUUUUUUUUUUAUUGUAUAUUGUGUAUAUUAUACAUAUUUUAUAUUGUAAACGUUAAAAUUAAAAGUAGAAUUUUACUGCUUUAGUGUGCCCUGAAUUGCCUUGCCUUUGUUAAUUGGCUUCAAAUGUGGGGAAAAAAGGGUCUCAUUCAAACUGCAAAAUCAAAGAGAAAAAAGUUUUUCCCUUUUUCAUUUUCUGAUUUUACAUUUAAUGAUUAUCAUUUGGAUACUACAUACACCGACCCAUCAGAUAUUUGCUUCAAGAGAAGAUACAUAUUUAAUAAUUUUAUAAAUACUGUUUGAGAAAGCCAGAAAUGAAGCUAGAAAAUAAAAAAAAAAUAGAUGAAAACCUGUUUCUUUUUUUCAAUAUUUGAUGCAAGUUUUUCAUAUGAUUUUCAGUUCUUGGUCAGAAAAUUGAGCUGAUAGUAAAUCUUACAUCACUAGGACCCAGCCAGUGGGAGCAUGGUUAAUUGUGCUCUCUCGGGCUCCGGCUGCUGAUGCUGAAGCAGCUUGACCUGCUAAUUAAAUGUGCAAUUCUGGGGCCAUAUAGCCACAAAGUAACCAUAUAGUGCACUAUUUCUGUAAUAGGGAGCAAUUCAGAACACAGGUCAUGUUUACAUUAGGUCAGCUCAGAUGUUCUUUAUGGUCAGUGUUCUAUGGUCUGCCCUCUGGUGCUAUAUAAAACAGUUACAUCUACACACUGUUGUACUUAAUGCAUUUGAAGUACCAACAAUUUAAGGAAGAAUUUCAACAAGUUUUAUGAACCUUCUGACCUUCUGUCCUUUUUCUCAUAAAGAAUGAUCUACAAGCAGCACAGGCUUUUAGAACGACCUUCACAGUCGCCUGACUUUAACAUCAUUCAAAACCUGUGGGUGGGAGCAGUCUAAAAAUAUUGCAGAACUAGAAGCACUUAGAAGUGAAGAGUGGGUGAAAAUUAUUUUUAAAAAAAAGAGCAGAAAGACUCUGAGCUAAACUGACUAAAAAUGCUGUUAGUAAGUAAUUAUUGUUAUACGUCCGAUCUCCAAAAGUACAAACUUCUGACGUGACUUAGAAUCAGAAUUAGCUCUUAUUAACAAGACCCUAGAUCAGCGUUCCUACUCUGAGAAGCUUCAUGAACGACGGCCCUUAAAUUGUUCUUUUAUUUUUGACAAUUCAGUCUUUCUGUGGAUUUGUAUAAGAACGCUAUUGGUAAUAAUCAUGAAUAAUUGCCAUUCCCUUCCUGUUUUGACCGCAAACCUCACCUGUUAUGUAGCAACCGGCUUAACCUGUUACACAGUAACUGAAUUCACAUGUUACUUUGUAACUGAUUUUUCCUGUUACAUGGUAACCAGCUUAAUCUGUUACAAAGUAAUUGAUUUUGCAUGUUACUUGGUAACUGAUUUCCGUUGUUACAUAGUAACUGAAUUCAUCUGUUACAUAGUAACUGGCUUAACCAGUUACAUAUUAAUAAGAAUUGCAUUUGAAUUUACUUGGUAACUGAAUUCAGUUGUUACGUAGUAACCAGGUUAACCUGUUACAUAAUAACAGAAUUCAUAUUAUGGUCAUUGAAUGUGGAUAUUUCUUAGUAACUGAAUUCAGAUUAACCUGUUACAUAGUAAUUGAAUUUGCAUGUUACUUGGUAACUGAAUUCAUCUGUUACAUGGUAACCAGAUUAACUUGUUACAUAGUAACUUGAUUCAUCUGUUAGAUAGUAACCAGAUUAACCUGUUACAUAGUAAUUGAAUUUGCAUGUUACUUGGUAACUGAAUUCAUCUGUUACAUGGUAACCAGAUUAACCUGUUACAUAGUAACUUGAUUCAUCUGUUAGAUAGUAACUAUGAAUGAAUUAAUCUUUUACAUAGUAACAUAAUAACAGGAUCAAUUUGUAACAUAGUAACUGAAUUCAUCUGUUACAUUGUAAUUAUAUUAACGUUACAUUGUAACCAAAUUCACCUGUUACAUAGUAACCGGAUUCACCUGUUACAUGGUAAAUGAAUUCAUCUGUUACUUGGUAACCAGAUUAAACUGUUACAUAGUAAUCACACUCACCUGUUACAUGGUAACCUGGAUAUUACAUAGAAAAAAAAUGUUUCACAGUGUGGAACAGGCUGUGUUUGAAAAAAGCCCACUAAUGUAAAGGUGCUUAUUUUGGUCUCCUGAUUCUUUUGAUUGGUUGACAAUGUUUCAGUGUUUUUCCCCUACGUGUUCUCUUGUUUUUUUUUGGAAGAGAAGUGUGCUGUAAAGAGAUUGAUCUCCAAAACCCCACCCCCAUCCAUACCCCAGCCCUCCUGUCAUCUGCCUUAACAGGAAAUUCAUUAACAUAUUAAUACUUUUCCUUUUUCAAAGCAAUCCAAUGUAGCUGCUCGACUGUAUAGCUGGAGACGUGUAGGUUAUAUUUUUGAAUAACUGAGAAACAAAAAAAUGCUAUUUUCCUAUGUACAACAAUAAAACAAUAAGAAACAAUUGGCUGAGAAGCUAA
Molecule: messenger RNA, 6449 nt
Organism: Astyanax mexicanus (Mexican tetra)
Lineage: Eukaryota; Metazoa; Chordata; Actinopteri; Characiformes; Acestrorhamphidae
Product: Krueppel-like factor 15
Exons: 3
Coding region: 244-1377 (377 amino acids)
Biological process (GO): regulation of transcription by RNA polymerase II
Molecular function (GO): DNA-binding transcription factor activity, RNA polymerase II-specific; RNA polymerase II cis-regulatory region sequence-specific DNA binding
Source: RefSeq, a predicted model, not a curated record